Messenger RNA from Odocoileus virginianus texanus, 1919 nucleotides. NCBI's taxonomy places the organism in Eukaryota, Metazoa, Chordata, Mammalia, Artiodactyla, Cervidae. The record is from RefSeq and is a predicted model, not a curated record.
CAGGCGCCGGCUCUCCGCUGAUGAGGCUCAGAGAGACACCUUCCCCGGGAUAAGUGUGGGAAAGGCUGGUUGAGGGGCUCAUCCGGCCCCAACGCCUGAGGCUCGGAAAAGAAAGAGUUGGCGGAGGGAGCGGACUCACUGCCUGGCCAUGGCCUAGGCCCUCGGGCCCCGGCCCCGGCCGCAAUGACCUCUUUGCCCUGCCCCCUCCCUGGCCCGGACGCUUCCAAAGCCGUCUUCCCGGACAUCGCCCCCGUGCCAUCGGUAGUGGCUGCCUACCAGCUUGGCCUGUCCCCCGCAACCGCAGCCGCCUCCGAUUUGCCCUAUUCUGGGCCGUAUGGCCACCUUCUGCCCUAUCCCUACACCGGGCCGGCGAUCCCCGGAGACUCCUACCUGCCCUGCCAGCUAUCCACGGCGCCGUCUCAGCCGGCUCAUCAAGAGCGGGAGACAGACUCGGAGAAGCCGCCGCUGUCCCCGGAGCCCGCGGAGCGGCGCCCACAGGCCUCGACCAAGAAGCUCCGGAAGCCGAGGACCAUCUACUCGAGCCUGCAGCUGCAACACCUGAACCAGCGUUUCCAGCACACGCAGUACCUGGCGCUGCCCGAGAGGGCCCAGCUGGCCGCGCAGCUCGGCCUCACCCAGACGCAGGUGGGGCCAGUGCCAUCCUCCACCAACCUUCCCCAAGUGUGUUCCCUGGGAACUCACCCUCAGGUAAAGAUCUGGUUUCAGAACAAGCGCUCCAAGUAUAAGAAGCUCCUGAAGCAGAACUCUGGAGGACAGGAAGGGGACUUCCCUGGGAGCUCCCCCUCUCUGUCUCCCUGUUCUCCACCUCUUCCAGCCCUCUGGGAUCUACCCAAGGCAGGGGCCCUGCCCACCAGUGGCUAUGGCAACAGCUUUGGAGCCUGGUAUCAGCAUCAUUCCCCAGAUGUCCUAGCUCCACCUCAGAUGAUGUGAGUCUGAGGAGGAGCAGGUCAGGCCCCAGCCUCCUACAGAGCCCAGGCAGGACCCAGCCCACCGGCACCCUCUCUGGGCUGGGAGGAAACCAGAUCCAGAUGGGUUUUCUCAGGAGGAUGAGGAGCUAGACGAGGAAAAGGAUAGGAUAAUGAGUCCUUUCCUCCUUGCCUCAUAACCCAAAUAGCCUUAGCCUUUGCCCCACCCCCACCCCCACUCAGGACUGGACACUUUCCCUCCAGUCAGAGGCUCUGGAAAAAAACUUAUUGGCUGGAGUUCAGACUUUGCACGACCCCUAGUCUUGUCACCCCUUCUUGAAAUGACUGCAGUCCCACCACAGCCUGGGGUUCAACUAGCAACAAACACUGAGUGUUUUUUCUCUUUGUGUGCCCUGGGCGUUGCCCAGCCCAUUGAUGUGGACAGAAGUGGACAUCCAGAGUCUUCAAGUUGACCACUACUGAGACACACCCACUGAGUUUUCUAGAUUUUUCUUUACCCCCAUAACUGAUACAUCUAUUUACCAUCCUGUGAAGAAGAUGGGAUGCCAAAAAUGUGGACUUUUGUGGACCUAUGGGUAAAUUUUGCUCCUUUCCUAAGAAAGCCCCUCUUUCCCCCAUGUCUUCUCACUUUGAGUAGAUAAUGGAUCCAAUUAUCCAUCAAGUUCAACAAGUAUUUAUUAAGAGUCUGAGUCCCAUCCCGAAUACCUAAACAAAUCGACAUGCAUACACUCUCUGGAACUCAGUAGGGUAACAUUUUGUGGAGAAUAGGGACAAACAGACUCUUGGAUGUUUAAGUAGAGAUGUCCCAAGCAGGUGGGGGGUGAACUGAGCAAUUCAGCUCCUCAUAGCUGUCUCAGUCCAAAGGAACUGCUCAUAUUUAUAUCCAAUCUGACUAGCAGCGCUCCCCCUGCAAGCUCUCAGCAUCCCCCAUAUCAUGAACAUUCAGAAAUUAAAGUUUGUACAGAAACCCAG